Didymodactylos carnosus is the source of this 894-nucleotide messenger RNA. NCBI's taxonomy places the organism in Eukaryota, Metazoa, Rotifera, Eurotatoria, Philodinida, Philodinidae. The record is from the annotation of a GenBank genome assembly.
AUGUCUCCAUUAUUACUGCCGUCAUCGUUACCACGCUCUACAUCCCUUCGAUUAAUGACAUACAAUAUAAUGCGUGGGCGUUACACAUGUUAUCAAGAUAUUCUGAAAAUGAAUCCGCUUUUUACUCGAGGGCAAUUAAUUACAACACGUAGCGAAUUUAUGAAUGCAAAUUUAGUAACAAUUGCAAAAAUAAUUGCUCAAUUUCAACCAGAUGUUUUGGCUUUACAAGAAAUUCAAGAAAAUUUCAUGACAAUUAAAAAUUCGAUUAAUGAACAAGAAAUAUCAAGCGCAACGUAUCUCGCUAAUCUUCUCAAUAUGUCUGUCGUCUUUCAUCCAUCAUUAUUUGAUAGCGAUGUUCAAAUGCAGUAUGGCAAUGCCAUUCUAUUUAAUAAUCGUUCAUUAAAAUAUUUAAAUUUAGAAGUUGUAUCACUACCACUGGGUCUCGAGCCACGGAAUACGCCGUGUGUUUUAUUCGAUAAAAACAAUGUGAUGUUUUAUACUUGUGCAAUUCAUCUUGAUCAUGAUACGAACAAUCGCGUUCGAACUCGUCAGGCUCGUGUACUUGUCGAUUGGGCGAAACAGAAACAACAUGUUCCAGUGACAUUUUUAGGUGAUUUUAAUGAUAAUUCAACAUCCGAAACGAUGAAUAUUCUAAAAGAUAUAUUUACGACUGGUGGUUCUCCUAAUGAUCCAAAAAUUGAAUUACCAACGUGGUCCGAAUGCCGAGAACCGUUGACAGAUAAAAUUGACUAUAUUUUAAUUGAUAAACGGUACGAAUGGAUAGUUGAACAGUUUAUGUACGGUUUGGAGAUUAUAACGCCUUAUAGAGGAACAAAUAUCACAAUGUUUUCGGAUCAUUUGCCAUUAUUUAUGAGCACGAUUCUUCAUGUAUAG